This is a messenger RNA of Bacidia gigantensis, 954 nucleotides long. RefSeq lists its product as uncharacterized. The record is from RefSeq and is a predicted model, not a curated record. The transcript is spliced from 3 exons. Gene Ontology annotation, cellular component: SAGA complex. The coding region runs from base 1 to 954 and encodes 317 amino acids. Lineage: Eukaryota; Fungi; Ascomycota; Lecanoromycetes; Lecanorales; Ramalinaceae.
AUGGCGGCUAGAAAUAGACCUAGAAAUGGUCUGACUAAGGAUGAUGGGUCUGAUGCCCAUGAAGAGAGCAUCAUGUGGACCUCGAUCGUCAGUGGGCUCCGUAAGCUUCAAACUAUCCAAGCAAAAGCGUCAGAUAUCGCGAAGCAACAAAUAGACUUGGAGUCAAAAUUGCAAAACUCAACACCUACGGUCAAGGACAUUGAUGAGUUACAAGAGCUCUACCGAGAAGGAGUGAGGUUGGCCGAGGAGGAGCAGAAGAUCUUGAAUGAGGAGCCAAGUGAUAUCAUUAAGAACAUUGGUAUUCUAGCUGCUCUACGUGCGGCGAGCGAGACUGAGCCGGUCAGACAAGCUCAAACGAUAAAGCCUCGCAACCCGAAACGACAAAAGAUCGAGACUGAUGGGGCAGCUGAUUCACCCUCUGUGUCGCCCGGCAUCGCGCCUGCUGUUAAUAAGCUCAAAAUUGGUGGUGUCAUGAGGAGUGUGUCAGUUCCGCGGCAACCAGAACCGAUCGUGAAGAUUGAAGAGGGUACCGAGAGUAAUAAGCCUCUACCGCUGGAGAAGGUGAACAAGCUUGUCAUAGGAGCAGAUGUAGCUUAUAAGCAGGCAAAGCCAAAGGAGGACGGUAGUCAAUGGAUACAAUGCAUUAUUACUAACAUUACUGGUGAGGGCAAUAAGAAGAAAUACGAAGUACAAGAUCCAGAACCCGAAGAUCAAGGGCCUGGUCAGGUUUGGAAGACUUCAGCCAAUACAUUGAUUCCCAUUCCUGCUGCAGACACUGUUCUCCCUGAUUUCCCAAUCGGUAAGACGGUUUUGGCACGGUAUCCAGAGACGACGACAUUCUACCGAGCGGAAGUCCAAGGUCUCCGAAAAGACAAUUAUCGAUUGAAAUUCGAGGAAGAUCAGGGCCAGGAUACGGACGUUGCGCGGCGGUUUGUGCUUGAUUGGGGGAGGUGA